Molecule: messenger RNA, 672 nt
Organism: Rodentolepis nana
Lineage: Eukaryota; Metazoa; Platyhelminthes; Cestoda; Cyclophyllidea; Hymenolepididae
Source: the annotation of a GenBank genome assembly
AUGUAUUCAGUCAAAUUAUCCACACUUGUCCGAAAUUCAUUCGUCCGAUUUCACGCCUCAUUGGGACAAGGAAUUGACCAAUAUUACAUCAAACACACAAAUAUCUAUUGGUUACUUAUAACCAAAUUAAUAGAUUUGUCCAAACAAAAAUAUGACAACGAUGGUAUAACUCCUCUUACGUUGGCUGUGGAGAAAAAUAACAUCCACAUGGUUCGCUUUUUGGUUGCACAUGGAUCAGUGGUUUAUAAUUAUGUGGAGUUUCCUGAAGUCCCACUUCUUGCUUAUGCUGCCCUCUAUAACCGUUUCGAUAUACUUAAAUUCUUGGUGAAUAUUAAAGUGGCAGAUAGAGAAAUGAAGAAAUUGCUCAAGAAUACUGCAUUCUGCUUGGCAAUCUAUAAUGGCCACUACGAGUCAGCAAAAUUCUUAAUUGAUAACUGUGCUUCAAUAAAUCGUUUGCUUAAGAAUCGGUUAUCGCCUUUGGAAUCUGCCAUAAUUGGAAGAAAUGAUUACAUGGUCUCAUAUCUUCUUUCUCACAAUGUGUCGGUUAGCGAUACAAUCCACCAUGGCUUCACUCUACUUAUGACGUCUAUCAUUCAUGAAAACCCUUCUGCAGCACUAAGACACCUCGUUGUGUUAAGGAGCGGACCCGGAUGCGCUGGCAACUGGCUUUAG